GUGAAGUAAUCGAUACAGGAAGUGAAAGAGCCGGACAGUGGAAGGGUGUAGGGGGGGUUUAAUUUACGUUGGUGUCGAGUGCUGAGGUGGAACAGUUAGUGACCUGCAGGAUCUGUCGCUGGUGCAAUGGGGGUUUGUCCCAGAGACAAGAACUAGUUGCCGUUCCUUCCUGUGAUUGGUCAGAUGUUCAUAGAGGCUGCUGUCAUAGUACAAAAUGGCGGCAGUGCUGGAGGUGGAAAUCGGGGGAGAAGCUGUGAGAGAAGCAGCGGGAGAAGAGUUGGAUUUGUCUGAACUGGCACCAGAGGAACGAUGGAGGGUGGAACACGCCCGUAUGCACGCCAAGCACCGGGGGCACGAAGCCAUGCACGCAGAGAUGGUCCUUAUACUUAUUGCCACCCUGGUGGUCGCACAACUGCUGCUCGUACAGUGGAAGCAGAGGCACCAGCGCUCCUAUAAUAUGGUGACCCUCUUUCAGAUGUGGAUCGUCCCUGUGUAUUUCACAGUAAAGCUGCAAUGGUGGAGGUUCCUGGGCAUAUGGUUUCUGUUCUCCAUAGUCACAGCAUACAUCACAUACAAAGCAACAAGGAAACCCUUAGAGCUGACCACACCCAGGCUGGUGUAUAAAUGGUUCCUGCUGCUGUACAAGAUGAGCUAUGCCACUGGAAUUGUGGGAUACAUUGCCGUCAUGUUCACUCUUUUUGGCCUAAACUUAUUGUUCAGGAUAAAGCCAGAGGAUGCCAUGGACUUCGGGAUAUCACUUCUGUUCUAUGGCCUUUAUUAUGGGGUGCUUGGCCGGGACUUUGCAGAAAUGUGUGCAGACUACAUGGCAUCCACCAUAGGGUUCUACAGCGCCUCGGGGAUGCCCACUAAGCACCUGUCAGACAGUGUAUGUGCCGUGUGUGGCCAGCAGAUCUUUGUAGACGUGAACGAGGAGGGGAUCAUCGAGAACACGUUCAGGCUCUCCUGCAACCAUGUCUUUCAUGAGUUCUGCAUCCGCGGCUGGUGCAUCGUGGGAAAGAAGCAGACCUGUCCGUAUUGCAAGGAGAAGGUGGACCUCAAGAGGAUGUUCAGUAACCCAUGGGAGAGACCACACGUCAUGUACGGGCAACUGCUGGACUGGCUACGGUACCUUGUUGCCUGGCAACCUGUAAUCAUAGGACUGGUACAAGGCAUCAACUACUGCCUAGGACUGGAAUAAGCCCCUCCCCCAACUCCUUUCUCCCGCCAUGUCAACAUCCAUGUACCGGAAACCAACGUGAUUGGGCGCCAGCGAGGCACCUCCCACUCCUCAGGAUUCGACCCGGCGGCCUCUCCUCUCAUGGAAGCUGCUCAGACACAGCCGUGCAAUGUUAGCGGGACGGGGCCCUUGUUCUAUUAUUUAUCACAACAAUUUCUUUGCCCCAAGGGACCCACCACUUUGUUGUUUAUUUUAAUCCAUUUAUCCCCACUCGAUCUCCCAGGGCAGCAGUCCAUUUAGCCUUAGAUGUGUGUGAUAUUAACCCCUGCAGUGUUAGGAGCACCAUAACAUCACCCUCUUCUCUAGGAGUGGCGCCACCUAGCUGCCUGGAAGAUUUAUUGGUGCAUUUGUGGCUUUCAAUGGAAGAGGAGGAGACUGGAAUCCAUCAGAUUUAAAGGCACAAGCACCCGUCAUGGAGCACAGAGCAUGUUCUGGAAAAUCCAAACACCCACCUGUCUCCUCUCAUGACUCCAGCGCUGGAAUUGUACCACCAAACCGGCUGUUUCCUUCCCUAAAACCCACGUUAGAAAUCUGACUUUUAAGAAAUGUUUUAAAAGAAUGUAAAUGAGAAACCUGAUUGGACAGCGAUUUUGUUUCUCCCAAAAACCCCAUGUUUAUACAAAAGGGGGCCGAAAACGCAGACCUGGGUAUAAAUGAAGCAAAGAAAUUCAAUAUUAAAAUAUAUAUAUAUAUAUAUUUAUAUAUAUAUAUAUAUAUAUAUAUAUAUAUAUAUAUAUAUAUAUAUUAUAUAUAUAUAUAUAUAUAUAUAUAUAUAUAGUAAAGGGGAACUUUGCCCAAAUAAAGGAAAUUUUUAUUAAGAGUCACUAUCUGCCUGGGUAGUGCUACUCUCUGCACUGCUGGUUCUGACUGUUGAAACAAUGGAGCAGCUCACCUACUACUCUUGCAUUGUCUUCAUAGUUCUGUUCUUUACAGACGGAGCAAGGAAUUGUGGGAAUAUUGGCUGGAGGAGAACUGUUUCCCAAUACAUUUACCAAAGUCAGAAACAGCAGUGCAGAGAGUAGACCUUUUUUUCUUAUUGAACAUUUUAUUAUGUCCGUUACUUGGGGGGAGUUGGCUGUAAGUGCUUGAGCAGUGCAGGGAUGGAACCAUAGUCUGUGCAGUUCAACCUCCAUAAAUGAAGUGGUCGCUACUAUAAAUCUGUGAGUGUUGUGGUUUGAUCCAGUACAACUGGGACUAAUGGUACCAGGACUGAGUGAAAUUGGUAUUUAUACACAAGAGUGGGAGCUGCCAUACUGCUUGCCUCAGCCGACGGAUACGCCAUUGCUUCAAUAGAACAUUGCUAUCUGUCGGCUGCCAAGAUUACUGCUGUUUAUAGAACAUGGCAUUUAUUAAGGAGAGGGAAUGUUGUGGACACUCGCUAUGCAAACCCCUCAAUAUUGUUUGUGUACCUGAAGUGAUAUGGCAGCUCCCAUCUCUAUGCAGAAAUACAAAUACCCAUAGAAGGAAUUCGGAGUACUGUCUGGGGGAAAUAGAAUGGCAGCUCCCACUUGUGUAUAAGCAGCAAAGGAGUAACCCAGCCGGGCAGUAACCCAUGGCCACCGUUCAAGUUCUGGCUUUCGUUGUUCUUCCCGUGGUGUCGAAUCACUGACUGGUCGCUAUGGGUUACUGCCCCUUGUUGCGAAAUUAGUAGGAUUGUCGGCCAUGAAUAAUGGGGAUUUUGGUUUCUCUUGUGGUGAAUUGAGGUACAUAUCCGUCAGUUUGAUUGUUAUUUACAGGUGAAGGUGAUGGAUUGUUCUAGGGUUCAGUAUUUUCACCCAUUAUUUAUGAUGUUUCUUAAAAGUUGGUGGUUGUUACCCACCCCUUGGGUCAGUCUUGGGGGCAUCUCGGCCUCCAUGCACCGAUGGGCCCACAGAGAUUGGUUGCACUGUGCUAAAUCAGGGUGCAACCUAACUGGCCGUGACCAAUGUGCAGCAUGAGACCGGGCAACAAAUCUUCUUGUAUUUGAAUUAAGUGGGGGGUCUCCUGUGUGGCCUUGGGCUGAAUCAGCAGAUCCACCUGAAAUAGAUCAGCCCCAGUAGGUAUGUAAAUAUUAGGCACAUACAACUUGCUGCCCUCCAGUCCCCCCACAGUGCCCUAAAGUCCAGCUCUGGGUUUCACUGCAUGGAGUCUGUACCCCCCUAGUCUCUGAACAGGAGAUUGUCUUUAUGGAUUGCUCCACUCCCCGGCGGGUGGGACGGGAAACUAUUUUAUAUCAGACCUGGACACGGUUCUACUGACUAUUUAUUCUGUUAGGAACAGAGUCGCCCCGGCUAAACUCGAUCCAAUAAAAUCUCUCAUGUUCUGCUUUUAA
Xenopus laevis (African clawed frog) is the source of this 3548-nucleotide messenger RNA. RefSeq names its product ring finger protein 121 L homeolog (gene rnf121.L). The record is from RefSeq and is marked provisional. Gene Ontology annotation, cellular component: endoplasmic reticulum membrane; Golgi membrane. Gene Ontology annotation, biological process: ERAD pathway. Gene Ontology annotation, molecular function: metal ion binding; ubiquitin protein ligase activity. Lineage: Eukaryota; Metazoa; Chordata; Amphibia; Anura; Pipidae.